GUUUUGCUGUUGAAAGUUUCGUCAUUAAAAGUGGACCGUCGCUCGUGAAGUGACGUGUGGAACGUGUUCGCCAUAAUGAUAAUAAACCGUGAACACAAAGCUAUAAUAAAGCACAUUAAGCUUUGUCUGUGAAAUACUGGUCGAUAAAUUGAUUUUCACCUUGAAUUGAUCAAGUCUGAACUAAUAUCCGGUGGAAACAAGACUUUGUAAAAACGAAAAGGAAGUGAGCGGGACAACAAGGCUGUGCUAUGGCGUCAGCAUCUGCCAGUGUGGACUCCAAGGCAGAGCUGACUGCUCUACUUGAACAAUGGGAGAGGGAGCAACAGGGCAGCACACAGGAGCUUGUUAACAUCCUCACCAAAAUCUCAGAACUUGUUGAGAAAGAGACUGAAGAAUACCACAAAGCCGAUCCAGACCCUUUUGAUGAUCGACAUCCUGGGAGAGCUGAUCCAGAAUGUGUGUUAGGGCACCUGCUGAAGAUCCUGUUUAAGAAUGACGACUUUAUGAACACACUGGUGAACAGCUAUGUGAUGACAAGCAGGGAAUUUUCCCUCAAUGCAGCGGCUUGUCGCCUGCUCCAGAACAUCAUGCCUGGGCUGGAGACAGCUGUAGUCUUUCAGGAGAAGGAAGGCAUAGUGGAACGGCUGUUUAAGUGGGCUCAGGAGGCCGAGCAGCCCCUCAGGAUCUACGCCACUGGCUUGUUAGCCGGAGCCAUGGAGAACCAGGACAUUGCAGCCAACUACAGAGAGGAGAACUCUGUUUUGGUGCCUUUGAUGCUGCAUCGUUUGCGUGAGCUUCAGGAUAAGGACGCUGAGAACAAAAGGGAAAUCAAACGGCCGAGUCCCAGGAAGACACUGGGAGAGCCUUUGUUGCCUCUGGAUGAGGAGACUGUUGACGGAGGCUUUGAAGAUAAGCCGUUUACACUGGGCAGAAACGGAGCAGAAAGGGACGGGGCGGGACCAGAGGAGGAAGGCGACAUAUCCCUCUCAACCAUUGAACCUGAAAACGAGCUCUCGUUCCGUCUCAAUUCUCCCCAUAAGACCAGCAGCCGUGCCAACUCGGCCGUUAAAACCAUGAUGAAGCCCAUGUCUGCCCCUGGUUCACUGACUCAGCUAGGCAUGUCUGAUGGCAGCAGUUACCUGAGAAGGAGGGUAGACAGGGACAUCGGAAGGAUCUCCAAACAGAAGCUGAAUUUCUCUUUGCCAGAUCCAGAAAGGAACUUUAGUGAGCUUUCAAACAGCAGCUGGUCUGAGAUGAGUCCCUGGGUGAUCGGCAACAACUAUCAUUUGUACCCUCUGACCCCAGAGAUCGAGCAGAGGCUCAUCCUUCAGUAUCUCACCCCUCUGGGAGAAUAUCAGGAGCUGCUGGCAGUGUUCAUGCAGAUGGGAGCUCGUGAGCUUCUCAUGCAUUAUAUGGAUCUAAAACAGACCAACGAUGUGCAGCUCACCUUUGAAGCUCUCAAGUACUUGGCUUCUCUGCUGUUGCACAAGAAGUUUGCUGCAGAGUUUGUGGCUCAUGGAGGAGUUCAGAAGUUGCUGGAAAUCCCCAGGCCAUCAAUGGCAGCUACUGGCGUGUCACUGUGCCUCUACUACCUUGCCUAUAACCAGGACGCCAUGGAGAGGGUGUGCAUGUUGCCACACUCCAUCCUGUCAGAUGUGGUUGGUUACACACUGUGGCUGCUGGAGUGCUCACAUGCGUCCGGCUGCUGCCACGCCACCAUGUUCUUCUCCAUCUCUUUUUCCUUUCGUGCCGUCCUGGAGCUUUUUGACAAGCAGGACGGGCUCCGACGCCUCGUCAAUCUGAUUAGCACACUGGAGAUCCUGAACCCUGAGGACCAGGGAGCUCUGCUGAGUGAUGAUGAGAUUUUCUCCAGCAGACAGACAGCCAAGCACACCUGCAUGGCCCUGCGAAGAUACUUUGAGGCCCAUCUGGCAAUCAAGGUUGAGCAGGUGAAGCAGUCCCUGCAGCGCACAGAGGGGGGCGCCCCCAUUCACUCCCAGCCCUACUAUAAGGCGGUCAGCUACAGCCGUGAGCAGGUGGUGGAAAUGAUGGAGUUUCUUAUAGAGUAUGGCCCACUCCGGCUGUACUGGGAACCAGCGGAGGUCUUUCACAAGCUGUCAUGUGUUCAGCUCCUCCUGCAGCUCAUUUCCAUCGCCUGUGACUGGAGGACCUACUAUGGCAGGAGCGAUACAGUGCGUUAUGCCCUUGACAUCCUGAGUAUCCUCACAGUAGUUCCAAAGACCCAGCUGUUGUUGUCCGAGGCUGUCGCUGUCCUCGAUGAGGGAGGAUCCAGUGUUUCCACUGUCGGAAUGAGUAUCGUCCUGGCAGUGGCGGAAGGAGAGGUGUUUGUAAAUGAUGCCGAGAUUCAGAAGUCGGCUCUGCAGGUCGCCAUCAACUGCGUCUGUGCUCCAGACAAACGCAUGUCCAGCAUUGGCAAGUUCAUUGCAGGAACCCCCCGCCGGCGCCUUCCUCAGCAGACCAAAGCCAGUGAGAGCGUGCUCAGUAAAAUGUGGAACGUGGUGCAAUCUAACAAUGGCAUCAAGGUGCUGCUAUCUCUGCUGACAGUGAAGAUGCCCAUUACAGAUGCAGAUCAGAUCCGAGCUCUGGCCUGUAAGGCUCUGGUGGGUCUGUCUCGCUCCAGCUCCGUCAGACAGAUCAUCAGCAAGCUGCCUUUGUUCAGCAGCGGACACAUCCAACAGCUCAUGAAGGAGCCUGUGCUCCAGGACAAACGCAGUGAACACGUCAAGUUCAGCAAGUUUGCGGCUGAGCUGAUAGAACGGAUCUCUGGGAAACCGCUGAUGAUCGGAACGGAUGUGUCUCUGGCGUGGCUGCAGAGGGCCAGCGUGGUGGCUCAGUCCAGGAUCAGCUUCCCUGAGAAAGAGCUGCUGCUGCUUAUUAGAAACCACCUCGUUGCAAAAGGCCUUCAUGACACCGCUACCACGCUCACCAAGGAGGCAGAACUGCCAAUGUCUUGUCUGUCUCAUUCAGCUCAUUCCACUUGUGCUUUCCCUCCCGUUGCUCCUCCCCUGCCUGCCUCCCCUGUUGCGACUCUCCCCCGUACCCCACGGCUGGCGAACGGCGUCAGCUCAAGACUCGGAAACCAUCCCCCACAUUCAUCGACCCCAGGAUCAAGCAAUCCACCAACACGUCCCUGUCCAUCACAAACCACCGUAUGUUCUUCCUCUACUGCUUUUCCCUCAACGUCUGUCCCCCUCUGUAGCAACGGCUCACCCCUGAUUGGACGCAUCGUUUUCUCUCGUGAACGGCAAAUGGGGUGCAGUGCUGUAAAUUGUAAGAAACCUCGAGUGCUGAGGCAGAAGUCUGACCACGGUGCCUUCAGCCAGAGUCCAGCCAUGAAGAAGCAGUUUGACAGACACCUGCCAUCCCCACCUGCACUAGACAGCAUCAUCACAGAGUACCUGAGGGAGCAGCACGCACGCUGUAAAAACCCUGUGGCAACAUGCCCGCCUUUCUCUCUCUUCACCCCGCAUCAAUGCCCAGAGCCCAAACAGAGACGUCAAGCCCCCAUCAACUUCACGUCCCGACACACACGGAGGGUAAUUUAUCCCAAAUAUGGAGGAGUGGAUGGAGGCUGCUUUGACAGACAUCUCAUCUUCAGCAGGUUUCGUCCUAUUUCCGUGUUCAGGGAGGCAGACGAGGACGAGAGUGGAUUCAUGUGUUGUGCCUUCUCUGCUCGCGAGCGCUUCCUGAUGCUCGGCACGUGCACAGGGCAGCUCAAACUCUACAAUGUGUUUACAGGCCAGGAGGAGGCCAGCUACAGCUGUCACAGCUCUGCCAUCACUCACCUGGAGCCGUCCCGGGAUGGCUCUCUGCUCUUAACGUCCGCCUCUUGGAGUUACCCUCUGUCUGCACUGUGGGGCAUGAAAUCAGUCUUCAUCAUGAAGCACUCCUUUCUGGGCGACCACUAUGUGGAGUUCAGUAAGCUCUCACAGGAUCGUGUGAUCGGGACUAAAGAGCAUGUAGCACGUAUUUACGACAUUCAGACGGGUCAGGUGACUCUGACUCUAAACAACCCAGACCUGGCAAACAAUUACAAGCGAAACUGUGCCACCUUCAACCCCACAGAUGACCUGGUGCUGAAUGACGGCGUGCUGUGGGAUGUUCGCACGGCUCAGGCCAUCCACAAGUUUGACAAGUUCAACAUGAACAUCAGCGGCGUUUUCCACCCUAACAGCCUGGAGGUCAUCAUCAAUACAGAGAUUUGGGAUCUGCGCACCUUCCACCUCCUGCACACAGUUCCAGCCCUGGACCAGUGCAGGAUAGUCUUCAACAACAACGGCACCGUCAUCUAUGGAGCAAUGUUGCAGGCGGACGAUGAAGACGACAUGAUGGAGAUGCAGAUGAAAAGUCCUUUUGGUUCAUCAUUCAGGACCUUCAAUGCCACAGACUACAAACCAAUAGCUACAAUUGAUGUCAAGAGGAACAUAUUUGACCUCUGCACUGAUACCAAAGACUGCUACCUUGCUGUGAUUGAGAACCAAGACUCUGUGAACACUGACACAGUGUGCAGGCUGUAUGAAGUUGGCCGGCAGAGGCUAGCAGAGGAAGAGGAGGAGGAUGAGGAGGAUCAGGAGGAUGACGAUCAGGAAGAAGACGACGAUGAUGACGACGAUUCAGACGAUGACGUCGAUACGGAUCCCCUCAUCGCAGAGCUAGAGAACGAGAACGGUGGCGAGGACGAAGACGACGAAGAAGAGGACGAUGGGAAUGAUGAGUUGUCUCCCUCUGACGAAGAGGUGGCGCGUCUUCUCGAGGACGAUGUGGACGCCGGCGAAGACGACGAUGAGGAAGACAAUGACGAGGAUGACUCUGAUAAUGACGAUGUCGAUCUGGAUGUGGACAACGACAGCUCCGACAACUCUGACCUUGAGGAUGACAUCAUAUUAUCCCUGAACGAGUGAGGUGCCAUCCACGCCUGGGAGCAAGUGAAAAACUGGGCAGCAUGUCAAGACUUGUGCCUCAUAGACAUUUGAGCUGCAGGCCAGGAGGCUAGAAAGAGGAGGAUAAGAUCAGCAGAUAAGGUGGGAGAUAACUUGGAUCACUGCCUGUUUGAAACAGUAGGUGUCUGCACUCUGAGUGACAGAGCCAAGAAAGAAUAAUCUCAUAGAGAAGAGAGGGAGGGGUACAAAUUGAGUAAUUGGCGGGCGAAAUGAUUGUAUUUGAUAUCUUCUUUUUUUUCCCUUUUCUUUUUUUUAAGAAAGUUGAGCUUGAUGAUGAGCCAAAUGGCUAGUGCCCCCGGGGAAAGUUUUCUAUUUUAGCAUAUUACUAGCUCCCUAAACGAGCCUCUUGAUUUGAUAUCGAUUCACACACUUUAUAAGCCUCUGUUUGGUCACAGAUUAGUAUGUGUUGGGGAAAGGCUUACAUUUGCAGGGCUGUGCGUCUGCAUUUGUUUAGCAAGGGAUACAAUGCUCUCUGAAGCUUGUAUUUUACGAGACCACCAAAAAGUACUCAAGUAUUUAAUCAGGCAGCUAAUUUAAUGCACAAACACUUUUCACACCGUUCAAAAGGUGUCAUACAUAUCUUCAAAUAUUACACUCACCAUAAACCUUUGACCAAAAUGCCAAAAAAACAGCAGUGCCAUUUGUGAACAUCACCUCCAGAUCUCAUUGUGUAAAUAAGGAAUUCAAGUGGGCUUUGAGCUCAUUUGAAGAAGACUAGUGUGGACACUGUAACUGUUGACACACCUGCUCAGUAUCAGCACAUGAUGGACAUUUACAGGCUUCCACAGUUCUCUACCAGAGAGUUAUGUUACAUCCCUUUAUUCAGUCAAGGAUUUGAGUUUAGAAGAAGUGUCUUGACACAAUAACAGUCCAAUGAUAACAUACAUUUGACCUACCUAAAAGGUAAAAAAAACAAAAAAAACUGAGGAUUUGAGGGUUCAGGGUAGAUAAUAUAGAAAACAUCAUCCCUUUGAAUAUGAAAUGAUCCACCUGAAUUACUAAAAAGAGAAUUAGAAACAUUGGAUGUGAAAGAUGUUGGUGAAAUUUCAGAAAAUAUUUCAAACGUAUUUUUUUCUCUGAUAGAGUAUCCGCAGGUUUCAAACUCGACAACAUUGUGAAAAGAAAUGCCUUGUAGUUGCACACUUUUUGCAAGUAGUGCUAAGAUUGAAUGAUUUUUGCCUUGUAUCUCUUCAUUUUGUGCGUUUUCUUUUUCAUAAGAAGACUGAAGUUGACUUUCUUGAGACAGGUUAUGUACAGCUUGUAUGUAUCUAAAGUAUUUUUACUAUAAAUAAAGCUACAAACAUA
Molecule: messenger RNA, 6266 nt
Organism: Labrus mixtus (cuckoo wrasse)
Lineage: Eukaryota; Metazoa; Chordata; Actinopteri; Labriformes; Labridae
Product: DDB1- and CUL4-associated factor 1-like
Exons: 25
Coding region: 249-4922 (1557 amino acids)
Biological process (GO): protein ubiquitination
Cellular component (GO): nucleus; Cul4-RING E3 ubiquitin ligase complex
Molecular function (GO): histone H2AT120 kinase activity; nuclear estrogen receptor binding
Source: RefSeq, a predicted model, not a curated record